UCUGCGCGCUCAGACCUCGGACUGAAGCGGCUCUCAGCUGCGCUCAUUCAGCCUCUGGAGCUCCUGCAGAGCGGACCGCUGCUGCUGGACAGAGCCGGACCGGAACCGGAGGGAGUUCUGGGGGGACUUUUCUGUGGCUCACAGAGAAGAUGGAAUGCUUUGAAAGGACUCGGUGAAAGUUUGCAGUUCGGUUUGUGAUGAUGCACCCGAGCCGGCUGAAGCCGCCAGCCGCUGCCGGCUGCCAGUGAAGGGCAGCGGGGGAUGACAGCAGCGCCGCAGCCCCUGAACAGUCUCUGCGGAAAAGCCGCAGCUUUCCUGUGAUUGCGCACACUGUGCGCCGUCCUCUCACCGCCUCCAGAGCGCAAUCAGUUUCUCUAUUGCAGCUCAGCUGACUGCGGCAGGAAUCGGACCGGAACCUUGAACCUCCACAGACACAGCUCUCGUCUUCUUCUGUUUGUGAUGUCCAUUGGACUCUGAGAGACAAACCGCAGUUUGGUGGUCUGACCUGUGGUGCUCCGACCCACCAUGGGCACCGUGCUGUCUCUGUCGCCAGGCGCUCGCAAACCCGGUUACUAUGACAACCAUCCGGGCUCGCUCAGCCACUACCCGAGCCUCAGCAGCCGCUCCUUGAACAGCCAAAAGGAGCGCGGCCUAAGGAGAGGCCAGUCUAUCUUCCUGCCGGCGCUGACCUGGAAGCGGCUGGUCGCCUCCACCAAGAAGAAGGGGAACCCAAAGAAGGGGCCCGGGGCCGCCGGGGUCCUGGCCGAGCCCCUGAACAACAACAACAUCUACCAGCGGGACCAGGUGCUGCACCUGAACCGGGAGAACGUGAAGAAGUCCCUGUCCUGCGCCAACCUCUCCAGCUACGAGGGCCCGGCCGGACUGGGUCUGGGCUACGGACUGGGCCUGGGUCAGGGCCACGGAUAUGGCUACGGCAAGCCGCAGCAGCUGUCCUCGGUGAAGAAGGUCCCCCAGGGGGCGUCCUCCCCAAAGCGCGUCAUCGUCCAGGCGUCCACCAGCGAGCUGCUGCGCUGUCUGGGGGAGUUUCUGUGCUGCCGCUGCUACCGGCUGAAGCACCUGUCCCCAGCCGACCCGGUGCUGUGGCUGCGCGCCGUCGACCGCUCGCUGCUGCUGCAGGGCUGGCAGGACCAGGCCUUUGUCACGCCCGCCAACGUCGUGUUCGUCUACAUGCUGUGCCGGGACGUGGUAGACGGCGACUUGGUGGCGUCGGAGCACGAGCUGCAAGCCAUCCUGCUCACCUGCCUCUACCUGUCCUACUCCUACAUGGGCAACGAGAUCUCGUACCCGCUGAAGCCCUUCCUGGUGGAGGCGGGGAAGGAGGCCUUCUGGGACCGCUGCCUCGCCAUCAUUGACGCCACCAGCUCCAAGAUGCUGCGCAUCAACGCCGACCCGCACUUUUUCACGCAGAUCUUCGCUGAACUGAAGAGCGAAGGCGGCUGCGGGCCUCAGGAUUACAGCCGGGUUCUGGACCGGUGAGAGGAGGCUUCAUCUAAAACGCUCCAUCCCCCAAAGUCCCGGUUGCUUCUCUGCAUCGCCAAGCGGAACUAUUAUGCAAAAUUCACAUUUUUCACCUCUUGGAGCCUGCAUUUGGGUCUCAACUGCUUCUAAAAACAGCAAACAACAAGUUACAGUUUUUUGGUAUCUGGAAAAUGAGCUGUUUCAAAAACCUCCAGAAUGUAAAGCCCGCCCUGUUUCCUAGCAACACCUGCAAAGCCCAGCACAUUACCUAGCAACCCCUGUGGAAUUCCACCCGUUACCUAGCAACCUAGUGCGUUUGGUCUGCUGAUUUACCGCUUUAUGCACUGUACAAUGGCUGCUGGAAAAGAUAAGUGUUUCCUUCUUGACUUACACUGCAAAAACACAAAAUUUUACCAGGUAAUUUUGGUCCAAUUUCGCAAAUAUCACUUGAAAUAAGGCAAAACUAACUUACAAGUAACUUUUAAGCAAGACGUCUUAGUUUGUUUUAAGUAAGUAAU
Messenger RNA from Poecilia latipinna (sailfin molly), 1997 nucleotides. Its product is annotated as cyclin-dependent kinase 5 activator 1. Gene Ontology annotation, molecular function: cyclin-dependent protein serine/threonine kinase activator activity; protein kinase binding. Gene Ontology annotation, biological process: brain development; axon guidance. NCBI's taxonomy places the organism in Eukaryota, Metazoa, Chordata, Actinopteri, Cyprinodontiformes, Poeciliidae. The record is from RefSeq and is a predicted model, not a curated record. Gene Ontology annotation, cellular component: protein kinase 5 complex; growth cone; cytoplasm. Bases 526 to 1497 code for a protein of 323 amino acids. The transcript is spliced from 2 exons.